AUGCACUAGUCUGGGGACAGCCUUAGGCUCUGUAUAUACAGAAUAGCAACCUGGGUAUUAUGUGCAGCCCAUAGCUUUUAUAUAUACACCCGCCUGGGCAUUGUGUGUGCCCUCAGGGUCUGUAUAUACACCGCCUGGGCAUUGUGUGUGCCCUCAGGAUCUGUAUAUACACCGCCUGGGCAUUGUGUGUGCCCUCAGGGUCUGUAUAUACACCGCCUGGGCAUUGUGUGCCCUCAGGAUCUGUAUAUACACCGCCUGGGCAUUGUGUGCCCUCAGGAUCUGUAUAUACACCGCCUGGGCAUUGUGUGCCCUCAGGAUCUGUAUAUACACCGCCUGGGCAUUGUGUGUGCCCUCAGGAUCUGUAUAUACACAGCCUGGGCAUUGUGUGUGCCCUCAGGAUCUGUAUAUACACAGCCUGGGCAUUGUGUGAGCCCUCAGGGUCUGUAUAUACACCGCCUGGGCAUUGUGUGUGCCCUCAGGAUCUGUAUAUACACCGCCUGGGCAUUGUGUGUGCCCUCAGGAUCUGUAUAUACACCGCCUUGGGCAUUGUGUGUGCCCUGAGGAUCUGUAUAUACACCGCCUGGGCAUUGUGUGUGCCCUCAGGAUCUGUAUAUACACAGCCUUGGGCAUUGUGUGCCCUCAGGGUCUGUAUAUACACCAGCCUGGGCAUUGUGUGUGCCCUCAGGAUCUGUAUAUACACCGCCUGGGCAUUGUGUGCGCCCUCAGGGUCUGUAUAUACACCGCCUGGGCAUUGUGUGUGCCCUCAGGAUCUGUAUAUACACCAGCCUGGGCAUUGUGCGCCCUCAGGAUCUGUAUAUACACCAGCCUGGGCAUUGUUUGUGCCCUCAGGGUCUGUGUAUACACCAGUCUGGGCAUUGUUUGUGCCCUCAGGGUCUGUAUAUAUAGAAUAGCAACCUGGGUAUUAUGUGCAGCCCAUAGCCUUUAUAUAUACACACCAGCUUGGGCAUCUGUAUAUACACCAGCCUGGGCAUUGUGCGCCCUCAGGGUCUGUAUAUACACCAGCCUGGGCAUUGUGUGCGCCCUCAGGGUCUGUAUAUACACCAGCCUGGGCAUUGUGUGCCCUCAGGAUCUGUAUAUACACCAGCCUGGGCAUUGGUGGGGGUAACAUACAGGAUUCCUCUAUUCAACAUCUGCCUAAUAGGGAACAUAUAGGUUCUGUAUUUGGGGCGGUCCUGUAUUUUAGGGAAAGUGUUUCGGUACCUAUGUGAGGGUGCCCAGCUGGGCAAGGGACCUGUUUGGGGCACUUACAGCACCCUGUGGGGGCUACAGUAGGGGGCGCUGUCAGACCUGCGUGGGGCAGGUAAAGUUUGGAGGGAGCAGGAAAGAAAUUGCACUUGAAUGGGACAUAGGGGCUAAAAUCUGUAGGGCAGGUAUUGUUAUAGGGCAUUUGUGGGACUGGGAGGGUUAUAAGACAUACCUAGGGGGUCUGCUUGUUGAAAUAAGUACUUUAAGAUAAGAGAUAAUGGUGGGAUAGUGACUGGAAGUAUAGGAGCUCUGGGUGGAAGCUGUUUUAGGGAUCAGAUCAGUAAGUUGUGCAGCUGUUACAGGACGGUGGAAGGUGGAGGCAGAUGAAGUAAUGAGAUUUGGAUGAUGAACGAGCAGGUGCAGAACCUGUUUGGGUGAAAAGGAAUCGCUAUAAGACUUGUGUGGGUGCCCAUUCUGUGUGUGGGAGAUAACCUUUGAGGUAGAUAAGACAGAACAGUACAGUUUAUUUUGAAAAUAUAAGAAAAAAUGUUUUUGACGGCGAUGCGGAGUAAACAUGUAUUGGACCUUGACAUUUCUGACUUCUGUAAUAUAUGGGUCUUGGCAGCGUGCCUGGGAUAUGUAUAAAGUGAUUAAUGGGGAACAAGCAUAGGAACUGCAUAGAGGAGUAGGCAUUGCACCAGUGUACGGGAUCUUAUGGGGCUUCUCUGGGAAAAGAACAGGUGUCAUUCAGCGGGAAAUAGAAAUACUGCUGAGUAUGAGCUGCUGGGAGACCGCUGCCAAUCAGUUUUGGUAGGACUGGCAUUCCGAAGGUGCCAAAGUGUCUGGAAGCAACUGGUGUAAAGAUGUAUAGGAAAACAUAGUAAGAAACCUUUUUUUAGAUGUUAAGGGUUUGGCUUUUGUUUAUAUUUUUGAAAAGCAUAUUUUUUCAGAACAAUAAAUAUACUUUAUAAAUUAUUAUACAUUUUAAUAUUCCAGGUGGAUAUAAUUAACAUUGCCAGGCUGCCACAGUCUCUUUGGAUACACAAGGAUAAAAAACACAUAUUUGGAGACUAUUUUAUUAAGCACAAACUUCUUUUAUUUUUACCUUUGCUCUUCAGAAGAUUUGCUGAAUGAUGGAUUGGUUCAUAUACCCCUAGCUAUUAGUAUUUCAUUGUCAAGCGCUACGUCUCUGUUCCUUUAUACAUUACUUGGGAAUGAAAACGGCGACUCUGUACUUCUGACCUCCAAGAGGUGACCAAAGAUGAAGAAGUUCCGCAAAGUUUUGGAUGGUCUGACGGUUGGCGGAGGGGGCGGCGGAGGAACUUUGGCGGCAGCCGGUGUCUGCCCUGUGUAUUCAGCUGGUCCCACAGGAGUGGUAGUGUCCCCUCGGGACACAGAAGUCCAGGAGAACUUAACUUCUGACCAGUUCCACAUCUGCAAGACUGUACGACAUGGAUUUCCACAUCAACCUACAGCUUUUGCUUUUGAUCCCGUACAGAAGAUACUGGCUAUUGGGUCACGGACUGGAGCUGUACGAAUAUUGGGCCGGCCCGGAGUCGAUUGCCAUUGCCACCAUGAGAGCGGGGCAGCUGUACUGCAUCUACAAUUUCUUAUUAACGAGGGUGCCUUGGUUAGUGCCUGUGCAGAUGAGACCCUUCAUUUGUGGAACCUGAGGCAGAAACGACCGGCCGUCCUUCAUUCACUGAAAUUUAAUAAAGAACGGAUCACCUGUUGCCAUUUACCCUUCCAGAGUAAGUGGCUGUAUGUCGGCACAGAAAGGGGCAACACGCACAUUGUAAAUAUUGAAUCCUUCAUUCUCUCUGGAUACGUUGUUAUGUGGAACAAGGCAAUAGAACUAUCAACAAAGACUCACCCAGGGCCAGUUGUACACUUAAGCGACACCCCUAGAGACGAGGGGAAGUUGCUAAUAGGUUAUGAAAGUGGAACAAUAGUUCUGUGGGAUCUGCGAUCCAAAAGAGCCGACCUAAGAUUCUAUUACGAUGAGGCCAUUCACUCUAUUGCCUGGCACCAUGAAGGGAAGCAGUUUAUGUGCAGUCACUCAGAUGGGAGUCUGACGGUUUGGAACGUGAGGAACCCCAGCAGGCCCUCUCAGAUCACCGUUCCCCAUGGGAAAAGUCAGAGAGACGGGAGGAAACCUGAACCCUGCAAACCAAUUUUAAAAGUAGAAUACAGGACAUGUAAAAACAGUGAACCCUUUAUCAUUUUCUCUGGGGGACUGUCCUAUGAUAAAGCCUGCAGGAGACCCAGUCUAACUAUCAUGCACGGGAAAUCCAUCACAGUCCUGGAAAUGGAUCAUCCUAUUGUAGACUUUUUAACCCUGUGUGAAACUCCGUACACCAAUGAAUUCCAGGAGCCGUAUGCCGUAGCAGUUCUGCUGGAGAAGGACCUGAUCAUUGUGGAUCUGACACAGAGCAAUUUCCCAAUCUUCGAGAAUCCCUACUCCAUGGAUAUUCACGAGUCGCCGGUAACCUGCACGGAAUAUUUCGCAGACUGCCCUCCUGAUCUGAUUCCGGUGCUUUAUUCUGUAGGAGCCAAGCACAAAAAGCAAGGCUACAGCAACAAGGAAUGGCCCAUAACCGGCGGAGCCUGGAACCUGGGAAGCCAGACCUAUCCUGAAAUCAUUGUUACGGGGCAUGCUGACGGCUCUGUCAAGUUUUGGGAUGCGUCUGCUUUCACGCUCCAGAUGUUGUACAAACUGAAAACCUCCAAGGUAUUUGAGAAACAGAAGGCGGGAGAAGGGAAGCAAACAGCGGAGAUAGUGGAAGAGGAUCCGUUUGCCAUCCAGAUGAUCUCCUGGUGCCCCGAGAGCAGAGUCUUUUGUGUGGCCGGGGUCUCCGCUUAUGUUAUCGUCUAUACAUUUAGCAAACAUGAAGUGCUGAUGGAUAUAGCGUCCUUAGAAGUUCGGCUGCAGAAUGAGGCUGAAGACAUCGUUACUCCUGAGCCGGACACAAUCUCCCCAUUUCCCGAGCCCGCUCCUCCACCCCUGUGCUUAAAGAGCAGGAACCUGUCUGGCAGUGCCAACACCGUGACGUGUGAGGGGCCGCUGAAAGAUAGCAUCCCAUGCCUCAGUGUGAAGAGUCGGCCAGUGAGGAUGCCCCCAGGGUACCAAGCAGAGCUUGUCAUUCAGCUUGUAUGGGUGGAUGGAGAGCCGCCGCAGCAAAUUACUAGCCUGGCUGUAAGCUCUGCCUAUGGCCUCGUUGCCUUUGGGAACUGUAAUGGCUUAGCCGUGGUGGAUUAUAUCCAGAGAAGCAUCUUACUGAGCAUGGGAACUAUCGAUUUAUAUGGCUCCAGCGACCCGUACCAGAGGCAGCCGCGCUCCCCGCGCAAGAGCAAGCAGUUCACUGCAGACAACUUUUGCAUGCGUGGCCUGUCUAAUUUUUACCCCGAUUUAACGAAAAGGAUCCGUACUUCUUAUCAGAGCCUAACAGAACUUACAGACAGUCCCGUUUCCUUGGAGUUGGAGCGCUGCAAGUCCCCCACUUCAGUCAAAGGAUCAAGAAAGUUAAGUCUGCCAACAGAUCUUAAGACUGAUCUUGAUCAUGUGAACGGUCACUGCACGAGUCCUACUUCUCAGACUUGCAGCUCGGGGAAGCGCAUCAUCGCCAGCGACGGAGUGAAAGCCAAUCGCAGGGGCCCGGGUCGGCCACCAUUUCGGAAAGCGCAGUCUGCAGCCUGUAUGGAGAUAUCCCUGCCAGUGACCUCUGAAGUAGGUUACAUUUCCAGACGGGCAAUGCUUCAGCAAUUACACGGAGUCAAUACUUUCUCAAAUGACGAGGGCCACUAUUCUCCAAACCCCUGGGCCGACAAAGAAAGUCGUGAGAGCUCGUUCAGCCGCUCCCGCAGCUCCAGCGUUUCCAGCAUCGACAAGGAUGCCAAGGAAGUCAUCACCGCUCUCUACUUCAUGGAGUCCUUCGCCCGUAAGAACGACCAGUCCCUCUCGCCGUGUCUGUGGAUGGGCACCAGUCUGGGGAUGGUUUUGCUCAUUUCUAUCAACAUGCCUCCUACAGAGGAACAGAGACUAACGGAGCCAGUCAUGGUGUCGCCGAGCGGUUCUGUAUUAAUGCUGAAGGGAGCCAUACUGACAUUCUCCUGCUUGGACUGCACCGGCACCUAUAUACACCCACCUUAUGAGAUCUGGAGAGACCCCAACAGUACGGAGGAGAACGAGAGAACACGGAAACGCAAACUGGUCACAUUCUCACCUUCAUCCUCCCAGGACAUGGGGGAUCACCAGUUUGCCGUUAUCUGCUCAGAGAAACAAGCCAAAGUUUUCUCACUGCCCUCCCAGACAUGUCUGUAUGUGCACAACAUUACUGAGACCUCCUUCCUGCUGCGGGCAGAUGUGGUCACUUUGUGCAACAGCGUUCUGCUGGCGUGCUUCUGCGCCAAUGGCCACAUCAUGACCAUAAGCCUCCCCAGCCUGCGGCCAUUGCUGGAUGUAAAUUACCUGCCCCUCACGGAUAUGAGAAUAGCACGGACUUUCUGCUUCACUAAUGGGGGGCAAGCUCUGUAUCUGGCAUCCCCCACUGAGAUCCAGCGGAUCACCCACAGCCAGGAGAUGUGUGACAGCCUGCAGGAGAUGCUGGGGGACCUGUUCUCACUGGUACAGACCCCUGAGGCGCAGAACAAGGGCUUCUUGACCGUCCUGUUUGGUGGAAGUGCCCAGAACUUCGACAGAGAAGAGCUCUUUGGUGAGGCCACAGCAGGAAAAGCCUCUCGGAGCCUUGCACAGCACAUCCCGGGGCCCGGAGGGAUUGAGGGGGUAAAAGGGGCAGCAAGUGGGGUUGCUGGCGACUUGCACAGAGCUCGCAUCGCUCUGGAUGAGAGAGGACAGAGGCUGGGAGAACUGGAGGACACUACGGCAGCCAUGAUGUCCAGCGCUGAAGCCUUUUCUAAACAUGCACAUGAGCUGAUGCUGAAAUACAAAGACAAGAAGUGGUAUCAGUUCUAGGCUGAACGAUUUGAUCCUUUCUAUGGACCGGUACUUAGAACUUGUCCCUCUGCGUGGGUUACUCAGCUCCAGCACUCUCCGCCGGCGCAGUGUCCAACACCUUCCCCAGGGGCGGCCACACCGACCCCCCCCCCUCCGACGUGCGAAUCGGACCUGCGCCUCAUUUACUCUGUAAAGCCCUUUGCUGCCUGCGAAGCCUGAAGGACUAUGGGAAAGGAAAGGUCCUUCCAGGAGCCGAGGGCCCCAUUCUCCGCUAGAACUGGAAGAGGGCAUGUCCGCUUCUGUGUUUUCUGAAAUCAAAAAUAUAAAUGUCCUGUAUCCUGUACAAUCUAGGAUGUUAAUCGCACUCAAUUGAAGAAAAAAAAUGAAAAAUGUAAAAAAAAAAAAAAAAGUUGCAUGAAAAAGAUUGAAGGCGAGAAUAGGCGCAUGCAAGGGCGGAACAGUCGGACGCGGCGAGCAUUCCUAGUGCCCCCCCCGGGCAGUAUUUUCAUUUGUGUGCCUAGUGAUUGCUGUUUCAUUUGCAAUAUCCAGCUUUGUUUCACCACCCAACGCCGCACCCUAGGGGGCACACUGAGCGCCAUCAGCGACUUCUUCCCCCUGUCCCACUUGCCCAGCUGUACGGACGCCUACAGAGACUUGCCCAGCUGUACGGACACCUAAAGAGACUUGCCCAGCCAAUGGGGUGGGGUGGGGGGUCCGGCUCCUAUUGCCUCUAAAGGUGGGCACUGCCCCCUCCUGAAUACCCUCUUCUGUAAAUGACUCAGACUUGCCCAUGGUUUAUGGGAGUGACUAUGGCGAGGGGCCGGCGGUUUCCCAGAGGUAGGUACCCAGUGCCUCAUUCUGUCUAUAGAGUAGUUCCAAUCAGAUUAAACCAAUGUAUGUGUUUGAAAAUAAAGUGUCAUUCGAGAUCCCUAUCAACCUAA
Molecule: messenger RNA, 7101 nt
Organism: Xenopus tropicalis (tropical clawed frog)
Lineage: Eukaryota; Metazoa; Chordata; Amphibia; Anura; Pipidae
Gene: stxbp5l
Product: syntaxin binding protein 5L
Exons: 29
Coding region: 2468-6178 (1236 amino acids)
Cellular component (GO): plasma membrane; cytoplasm
Source: RefSeq, a predicted model, not a curated record